Messenger RNA from Indicator indicator, 1128 nucleotides. Its product is annotated as multiple C2 and transmembrane domain-containing protein 1-like. NCBI's taxonomy places the organism in Eukaryota, Metazoa, Chordata, Aves, Piciformes, Indicatoridae. Gene Ontology annotation, molecular function: calcium ion binding. Gene Ontology annotation, cellular component: synaptic vesicle membrane. The transcript is spliced from 12 exons. Bases 1 to 1128 code for a protein of 375 amino acids. Gene Ontology annotation, biological process: regulation of neurotransmitter secretion. The record is from RefSeq and is a predicted model, not a curated record.
AUGACAAGCAAGAAGAAUGAGCACUCCUGUGCCUUUCUGGUUUCCAGAAGAUUACUGGAAGGUAAAAGUGACCCCUUUUGUGUAGUUGAAUUGAACAAUGACAGGCUGCUGACACACACUGUCUACAAGAACCUCAAUCCAGAAUGGAACAAAGUCUUCACCUUCAAUAUUAAAGACAUCCACUCGGUACUUGAAGUGACAGUUUACGACGAAGACCGCGAUCGGAGUGCUGACUUUCUAGGCAAAGUUGCAAUACCAUUGCUGUCUAUUCAAAAUGGUGAACAGAAAGCCUACGUCUUGAAAAACAAGCAGCUGACAGGGCCAACAAAGGGGGUCAUCUAUCUUGAAAUAGAUGUGAUUUUUAAUGCUGUGAAAGCCAGCAUCCGAACCCUCAUGCCCAAAGAACAGAAGUACAUUGAAGAGGAAAACAGGCUGUCCAAACAGCUGCUGUUAAGAAACUUCAUCCGGAUGAAGCGCUGCAUCAUGGUGCUCAUCAACGCUGCCUACUACAUCAGCAGCUGCUUCGACUGGGAUUCCCCUCCGAGAAGUCUUGCUGCUUUCUUGCUUUUUCUUUUUGUGGUCUGGAACUUCGAGCUCUACAUGAUACCACUGGCUUUGUUGCUGCUGCUGGUGUGGAACUACUUCUUGAUCAUAUCAGGCAAAGAUAACAGGCAACAUGACACAGUAGUGGAGGACAUGCUAGAGGACGAGGAAGAAGAGGAUGACAGAGAUGACAAGGACAGUGAAAAAAAAGGAUUUAUGAAUAGACUUUAUGCCAUCCAGGAGGUGUGUGUCAGUGUCCAGAAUAUCCUUGAUGAAGUGGCUUCCUUUGGAGAAAGAAUCAAGAAUACCUUCAACUGGACUGUCCCAUUCCUCAGCUGGCUGGCAAUUGUUGCCCUCUCUGUGUUCACCAUCAUCCUGUAUUUCAUUCCACUGAGAUACAUUGUCCUGGUCUGGGGCAUCAAUAAAUUCACAAAGAAGCUUCGAAGUCCAUAUGCCAUUGACAACAAUGAGCUACUUGACUUUCUCUCCAGAGUUCCUUCAGAUGUGCAAGUGGUGCAGUACCACGAGCUGAAACAAGACUCCAGUCACAGCCCGAGCAAGAGGAAGAAAAACAAUACUGGCUAG